Messenger RNA from Anopheles stephensi (Asian malaria mosquito), 2810 nucleotides. RefSeq names its product elongation of very long chain fatty acids protein. Gene Ontology annotation, cellular component: endoplasmic reticulum membrane. The transcript is spliced from 8 exons. The record is from RefSeq and is a predicted model, not a curated record. NCBI's taxonomy places the organism in Eukaryota, Metazoa, Arthropoda, Insecta, Diptera, Culicidae. The coding region runs from base 206 to 1282 and encodes 358 amino acids. Gene Ontology annotation, biological process: fatty acid elongation, polyunsaturated fatty acid; sphingolipid biosynthetic process; fatty acid elongation, saturated fatty acid. Gene Ontology annotation, molecular function: fatty acid elongase activity.
AGGAUCCUGUCAACACCGAUAAAACUGACAGCUGAACGAGCCGUUUCGGCAUUGGUCGGCGAGCGAGCAGCCAACUGCAUAUCGCGCACCUCGGGAACGAACCGUACUGUGUUAGUAGCGCUUGAAAAGUUUGGAUGUGUUUUGCUCGCGCUCCUGUCGAAGGAUUGAUUCGCCGCAGCUCAGCGUAAAAUAAUAUUCACUCAAAAUGGCACAGAUUUUAACCAACAUAUAUGACUGGUACAGAGACCUCAUGGACAAUCAGAGCGAUCCUCGGGUCGCCGAUUGGCCGAUGAUGUCCUCGCCCUUUCCCACUCUAGGCCUUUGCAUAUUUUAUGCGUAUUUUAGCAAAUCGCUAGCACCAAAGCUAAUGGAAAAGCGAAAACCAAUGGAUCUUAGGAAUACUCUAGUAAUUUAUAAUCUCUUCCAAACCAUCUUCAGCACAUGGAUAUUCUACGAGUACCUUCAAAGUGGAUGGGGUGGACACUACAGCUUUAGAUGCCAGCCUGUCGACUACUCAGACAACCCACUCGCUCUACGGAUGGCCCGAACGUGCUGGUGGUACUAUGUCUCGAAAUUCACCGAGUUCUUCGACACGCUGUUCUUCAUCCUGCGGAAGAAGACUCAGCACGUCUCGACACUGCACGUCAUUCACCACGGCUGCAUGCCAUUCUCGGUGUGGAUGGGCAUGAAGUUCGCUCCCGGUGGCCACAGCACAUUCUUCGCCAUGCUGAACGCGUUCGUACACAUUGUGAUGUACUUCUACUACAUGGUGGCGGCUCUCGGACCAAAGUACCAAAAGUAUAUCUGGUGGAAAAAGUAUCUCACUGCAUUCCAGAUGGCCCAAUUUGUCGCCAUCUUUACGCACCAGUUCCAGCUGCUGUUCACCGAAUGCGACUACCCGAAGGGUUUCAUGGUGUGGAUUGGACUGCACGGUGUCAUGUUCCUGUUCCUGUUCUCCGAUUUCUACAAGCAGGCGUACAACAAGCGGGUCGGCCGCGCCAAACGAGAAGCGGAAGCACUGUUGGCUAAGACGCACGCCAACGGAAAGCUACACAACGGCGAUGUCGUCAAUAACAACCAGGGUGCUUGCAUGCCCGUCCUAAACGAUGAUGAUGAGCUGCACCAGCGAAAGGUCACCGGGAACGGAAUCUAUCUGAACGGUGGUGCCAAAACGGCGAAUUCCUACAGCAAUGGCAAUUCGAACGGUUUUGUCGAAUCGAUCCAGCAGUCGAACGGUGGUAUCGGCGAGAACGGUGGAGCACGGGUCCGGAAAAUCCAAUAACGCUAACAACAACUAGAAUUAAUAAUCAUUUGGUGGUUAGCAUCAUCAUCGUCAUCAUCAUCUUUCUAAACUUCACCAUCCGGACACAACCCAAUCCACCUUCCCCUCCACAACCCGCCUGCAUCAUCGUGCAUUGUUGCCAUCCGUGCAUGCUUCAAGCUUUCAAGCGCGCACGGCACACGAAGCUCGAGGAAGGUGGGACGCAGCAGGAAACCGGCCCCCGGGGCGCGUGAAGAUUGUUUAUUUUUAGUACGCUUUUGUCUAAAGAUGAAUGCAGUAUUGAUCCGCCUUACGAUGAGGGCGGAUGGUUUCGGUUCGCGAACGUGUGUCAUCCCGUUCGGUUGUUGCGCUGCACAAACAUCAUUCUACUCCUGCUGCGGCUGUGCUGAACAGCACUUUGAGCGCAACAUUGCACCCAGCAUCAGGACAAAACCGGACGACGAUCUUCAGACCCACUGCGGUGACACAGAGCACAACUCCCAAGUGACGGUAUUGUGGCAGCAACGGCGGCGGCGGCGGCGGCGGAGGGCAGAGGUGCCGGUAGUGAUGGUAGUGUUGUGGCGCAGGCCGAGUACGCAAUAUCUCACGCCAGACGAGCUCCGGUUUUCUUUUGGAUGGAACCGGAAUAAAAAAACACACACACACACAACUACAACAAACACAUUCGUACACAGACGCGUGGCACGAUAGGAUGUGCUGCAUUAUGGAUAAUGUAUUUUUUGGAACUUUUUUACACAGUACGAAGUAAACUAUAUAGGGCAGAUGUAUAGAAGAGAAAGGCGCAUCACUCACGGUGCACAUUGUUGUGCGGUUAACCCCUUUCGCGAGGGGCGCGAGACGAUAAGCGGUACGAUCAAGUUGAUAGUUAGUUGGCGGUGUUAGGUUUUUCUUUUUUGUUUCUUUGUUUUCAUUUACUUUAUUUUGUUUAUUUGUUUUAAAAGAGAAAGAAAAAAAGAGAAGUCAUGUUGUACAGCAGGGGCAAAGGAAAGUUGUAGCUAGCGAAGGAAGGCCGCAUGUUAAGGAAGGGAAUAGGAAUUGCAAUAUCGGUAGUAAAACGCGUUGCGAUCACUGUAAAGCAAAGCGACAAAAAUGAUACAAAAAGGAAGCGAUGCAACGCGCGAAAGGACCGGACCAUACCGCAACAGCAGGUUCUGCGAUAGAACCGAAGUAUAGAACCACUCUAAGCAAAGCGAUGGCGAUGCGGUUAGCAAAAAGAUAAUGCCAACAAACUGACAAAACAAAGCAAAACACAAAAAAGAGGAGUCAAACAUUAACUAUCGAUGUAUGUGAUUGUAUGUGGACUGUUUCCACCAUACGCGGUUGUACAGCAGCAGUAGCCAUUUCGGUUUUUAGAGAUUAAGGCAAAUCGCAGCAAAUGGUGGUGGUAGUACGACAGGAGCGAACGAAACAACAAUAUAUAGCUUCUUGCCGAUGGUCUGUAUCGGGGCGUCGGUAAAGAAUAUGGCUAACUUAAGGAAGCAGCUGUAAGUGAAGAAACAAAUGAAGAAACGGUUAAAGAAAGAUUCAA